ACUAAGCCACUCCCACUCCCUCAAACCUGAAGCAGGAAGUAGACAGACCGGACCGCUCGUGCCUGCUUUGCCGGAACAAUAGCGUGUUAAAGCUGAGUAACAAACUAUAAAACUAAAAGGAACAUUUGGCAACAUACUUCACGUUACAAACAUUGUUGGAUACCUAUGUCGGUCUAGGAUUUGAUGGUUUGAUCGCUGUCCGAGCAGCAGGUUUUUCUCGUCUAAAUGUAAGCUGAAGCUGUAAGUCUUUCCAACAUGUUGCCACCUCAGAGACACCACCUGUCACACCUGCUUCUCACAGUCCUGCUCUUUGGUGGCUGGGCAGCAGACGGAGCUCAGAAUGGGUCAGAGGCGGAGGCGGUGUCCUCCAUGCGUCUGGUCAGCCUCUCCAGCGGGGACAUAGUGGUAAAGGAGGGGACCACCGUGCUGAUAGAGUGUAAUGUGACCAGAGGUUACAAUGACACCAAGUGGUUCAACUCUAAGGGACCUCUGCUGGGUGAAAAAUGGCAGAUUCAGGAAAAUGGUGCUCUCAACAUCACUCUGGUCUCCUUCAAGGAUCGCGGCCGCUACACCUGCGUUACCUCCAGCGGGACAGGCGAGACUAAAAACUACACCGUCACUGUUCGUGUAGCACACAACAGCAGUGGCCUUGGCCUUUACUUCAUCAUCGUCUGCCUGGUGGCCUUUGCCAUCACCGUGCCCCUCAACAUAGCACGGCUUUGCAUGGUCAGCAGCCACCUCAAAAAAACUGAGAGAGCCAUCAACGAGUUCUUCCGCACUGAGGGCGCAGAGAAGCUGCAGAAGGCAUUAGAGGUUGCCAAACACAUUCCCAUCAUUACGUCCGCCAAGACGCUGGAGCUUGCAAAGGUCACACAAUACAAGACCAUGGAGUUUGCUCGGCAUAUGGAGGAUCUGGCUCGAAGCGUUCCUCUGCCACCGCUCAUCCUCAACUGCCGCACGUUCACAGAGGAGGUUGUGGUGACGGGGAACAAAGGGCCUCAUCCUGAAGAGCAGGUUGAGACAUCAGUGUCUUUGAACCGACAACAUAUUGGCAAUGAGGAGGAGGAGGUUUGUCAGGCACUACUGUCAAGUGGAGGCCACUCUGAAGGCGACGUUGAUGUCAAAGUUUCAGUCCACACAGUUUCUGAUAUGGAGGCUGAGAUGGGCCUAGGUGUGCCAGGCUCACGAACAAGUGUGUCCUAUGAGAGCAACAUAUAGGCUACAUUAAUCUUGAAUCCGUCAGAAUAAACACAUCUUCUGAAGUGUCAGGUGUCCAAAUGCAAGUGUUUAAAAAGGAAGAAACAUAAGAAAAGUGGGUUGAAAAUGGGGUUAGUUAUCAUUAAGAUUUUGUGAGUCUGGUUGUGCUUAUUGAUUUGCUAAAUAACAGCUCUUGAGCCAUCUUUUCUGUCUGUUUUCCACUUGUCUUUGAGAUGGGCAUCGUAGCUACAAAUGGUCUUGAACCAUAUGACUACAAUUUUGGCGAUUCAAAUAAUAUCUGUUGUUAUCACGUUCAACCCCCCUUCUGCGUGAAGUAUUUGCAUGCAGGGAUGACAUUUGACUAGAGUCAUAUGCCACGUUAUUAAUACUACAUCCUUCACCAGUGAUUUUCAAGGCAGUACAAUGGGUCCAAUUUUGCUUUCAGAAACCAAAAAGCUAUUUUUUCUGAACUAAUUCUUAUCAAAUUGCUGAUUUAUCACUAACUAAACUGCUUCACAAGAUUUUGACUAGCAGAUAUAUGAACUCAUCUUCCUUCAAAAGACAACAUCUGCUGAUUUUUGAUAGUCGGUCAGCUUCUACAUAACAAAAGGUUGUAAUAAAAUAUUGUCAUUUCAUUGUGUUGAUUGUUUUCAUGUCACUGCUUUCUGCCAAUCAUCUGACACUCACAGUAAGAAGUGGAAGGCUUAGAAAUAAUGCCUCAAUAACAACAAGUCACAUGGAUGUUGAUUGCUAUCUCCAUGUCUCUUUAUCUGGGUCUUUGUUAGUAAAGACAGCAGUUAAUUGAAGGUUAGGAUUUGCUUCAGAUUGAUGGUUUCAUUGAAAAAGGCAAACAACAAUACUAUUUUGUGUGAAGAUAUUCUAAAAAGAAGUACUGUACACCAUGCUUCCAACAAGUGAUUAUUUUUACAUCACAGCUUCAGUGUCUAAUGAAAUGGAAAAUGUUUGAAACAUUAUGCAGGUGUAAUCUAUCAUAUUUUGAUAAUUGAUGCCUGUAAAAGUCAGGGACUCUCAUGAAUGCAGCAUUUCCUCUGCAUUUCUCAUUUUGGAGAUGUUGAAAUGCAUUGAUUUCUUUAGAAGUUUCCAUGUAUAAAGAUAUGAACGCAGUCCAUAUACUGGGUAAGAUUUCUCCUCGUAGAAAUGUGUCCUCAAUAACAGCGGUAUGUCUACAUGGGGUCAAAGCUUUGAGAAACAGAAAUGUGUUUCAAUAAAAUAAACUAUGAAGAUGCUUUUGAAGUUAAAGACAAAAUGGUCAUUGUAAAAAAAUGACAGUGCUUGUAGAAGUGGUUAUGAGGAGUUUUACGAAUUAGAAAUAGGCCAAAAUGAGAGACACAGCUACACAAAUGUGUUCCUGUAUCUUGGAGGGAUAUAAAAUGUAUAUCAGGGCUGGUGAUUAAACUGUGAACCAGUUGUGUAACUCAAUGACUAUGUUUAGACCAUUUGUGGGUUGUGAUACUGUUUAUUGGUUGUGAUAUUGUUUUGCUGAGUCUAGUAAUUGUGUAUGUGAUGGUUUUAUAUUUAAAGAUGUUUAGAUAUGUAAAUGUGAUGCUGAAAAGGUCAUUUGCAGGGAUUAAAAGCAAAAGUUUGCUAUAAGCAACAAUCAUUAAAUAAACGCAAUUCAAAUAUCCAAA
Messenger RNA from Eleginops maclovinus (Patagonian blennie), 2846 nucleotides. RefSeq names its product microfibrillar-associated protein 3-like. The transcript is spliced from 3 exons. Bases 256 to 1218 code for a protein of 320 amino acids. The record is from RefSeq and is a predicted model, not a curated record. NCBI's taxonomy places the organism in Eukaryota, Metazoa, Chordata, Actinopteri, Perciformes, Eleginopidae.